Molecule: messenger RNA, 10238 nt
Organism: Delphinapterus leucas (beluga whale)
Lineage: Eukaryota; Metazoa; Chordata; Mammalia; Artiodactyla; Monodontidae
Gene: RALGPS1
Product: Ral GEF with PH domain and SH3 binding motif 1
Biological process (GO): Ras protein signal transduction
Cellular component (GO): plasma membrane
Molecular function (GO): guanyl-nucleotide exchange factor activity
Source: RefSeq, a predicted model, not a curated record
UUCCUACUGCGGCUGGGCGCCGGCUCCGCUCCCUCGUCGACCCGCGCUCCAGCUGCGCCCGGCCCUGGCCCGGCUUGGCCCGGCCCCGGCCUCCGAGCGAAGGCGCCGCUGCCGCCUGGGCCGCUCCCAGGGCCAUGAGGAGGCGACGGCAGCCACUGCGGCCCGCGUCAAGGUGACCGGCCGGGACUGCGGCGGCGGCGAGAGCGGGCGACCUGCCUGCCUGCCAGUCCAUCUGUCCAUCUGCCGUCCAUCCAUCCGUCUACCCACCCACCCUCGCAUCCAUCUAGUCCUUGUUCAGGGCCUGCUGAGUGCUAGCACUGUGCCAAGUGUGGGGCUGCAGUAGAGGAAAAAGACAAGUCUGGUCCUUGCUGUCUUUUGGCUCACAGUCUAGUAGUGAAGUUAACGGCUACUGUUUGGAAAGAGACGUGCUGGGAUGGUUUAUCCUAUUGGCCUGGGAUUAUGAAGCCCAACAUGUGUUCCUGGACUUCUCCAGACAGGUUAUGUCACCGACAGAGGCUGCCCUGAAGCUCCCUGUGGCCUGGAGACUAUGUACAAGAGGAAUGGUCUGAUGGCUAGCGUGCUGGUCACCUCUGCCACUCCACAGGGCAGCAGCAGCUCAGACUCUCUGGAGGGCCAGGGCUGCGACUAUGCCAGCAAGAGCUACGAUGCCGUUGUCUUCGAUGUCCUGAAAGUGACCCCCGAGGAGUUUGCUAGCCAGAUCACAUUAAUGGACAUACCCGUGUUUAAAGCCAUCCAGCCGGAGGAACUAGCCAGCUGUGGAUGGAGUAAGAAGGAGAAACAUAGUCUCGCUCCCAACGUCGUGGCCUUUACCCGGAGGUUUAACCAGGUCAGUUUUUGGGUUGUACGAGAAAUUCUAACAGCACAGACUUUAAAAAUAAGGGCAGAAAUCCUGAGCCAUUUUGUGAAAAUAGCCAAGAAACUUCUAGAACUCAACAACCUUCAUUCUCUCAUGUCUGUGGUGUCAGCAUUACAAAGUGCACCCAUCUUCAGGCUGACAAAAACCUGGGCUCUGUUGAAUCGAAAAGACAAGACCACCUUUGAGAAAUUGGACUACCUGAUGUCUAAAGAAGAUAAUUACAAGCGGACUCGGGAAUAUAUCCGAAGCCUGAAGAUGGUUCCCAGUAUUCCCUAUCUAGGCAUCUAUCUUCUGGAUUUAAUCUACAUUGAUUCUGCAUAUCCUGCCUCAGGCAGCAUCAUGGAAAACGAACAAAGAUCCAAUCAGAUGAACAAUAUUCUCCGAAUAAUUGCGGAUUUACAAGUUUCCUGCAGCUACGACCACCUCACAACCCUACCCCACGUGCAGAAGUACCUGAAGUCCGUGCGCUACAUUGAAGAGCUCCAGAAGUUUGUGGAAGACGACAACUACAAACUGUCGCUCAGAAUUGAGCCAGGAAGCAGCUCCCCGAGACUAGUCUCUUCCAAGGAAGAUCUUGCAGCCCCCGCUGGUGGCUCCAGUUCUGCGAGGUUCAGCCGGCGGCCCACCUGUCCUGACGCAUCUGUGGCUGGCAGCCUCCCCACGCCCCCAGUUCCGAGACACAGGAAGAGCCACAGCCUGGGCAACAAUAUGAUGUGUCAGUUGAGUGUAGUUGAGAGUAAAAGUGCGACAUUCCCAUCGGAGAAAGCGAGGCACCUGCUGGACGACAGCGUCCUGGAGUCGCUCAGCCCCCGCAGGGGCCUCGCCCUCGCCUCCUCCUCUGCCGUCACCAAUGGACUCGCCCUCGGCAGUAGUGAGAGCUCAGAGUUUAGUGAAGAGACGUCUUCAGGGCUGGCAAGCAGGGGACGUCUCUAUGCCACGCUGGGGCCCAACUGGCGGGUUCCAGUUCGGAAUUCUCCCAGAACCCGGAGCUGCGUCUACAGCCCCACCGGCCCGUGCAUCUGUACGCUGGGGAGCUCGGCAGCGGUCCCCACCAUGGAGGGGCCUCUGAGAAGGAAAACUCUGCUCAAGGAAGGACGGAAGCCCGCGCUGUCCUCGUGGACCAGGUACUGGGUCAUACUCUCAGGAUCCACCCUCCUGUACUACGGAGCCAAGUCCUUGAGGGGCACAGACAGAAAACACUAUAAAUCCACACCUGGCAAAAAGGUCUCCGUCGUGGGCUGGAUGGUGCAGCUGCCCGAUGACCCCGAGCACCCGGACAUCUUCCAGCUGAAUAACCCCGACAAAGGCAAUGUUUACAAGUUCCAGACUGGUUCCCGGUUUCAUGCAAUACUGUGGCACAAGCAUUUGGAUGACGCAUGUAAAAGCAACAGGCCUCAGGACCAGGCUUCAGGAGAAAUGCUUUACGUGCAGGAAUUGGCCGAAUCCUCCCAACAUCCCUGUGAGGUAGGUUCCCAUACUGUCUCCGUUUUAUGCUGAGGGCACUGAGGCUCAGAAAGUGGCAGACACUUGUUUAAGGCCCCACGGUGAGUAAGAUCUAACCCCGGUCUGCCUGACACCAGAGUCUGUACUUUGCCGGCCCGGAGAUCUCCCGCCGCAUGCUUCCUGGGGGGGAGGCGGGGGGCGGGGACCUGGCUUGCUCAGCCUCCUGCCAUCAAGCCAGAGGCCUGGAAGCACAGCCUCUGCUGUCCAGGCUUGCUAGAGGGGUGGCUGCUCAGCCCUCACACCAGCCCGGGCAGCAGGUGGGCUGCUGGGGCCAGGAGCCCUGAGCUUCCCUGACAUGUUCCCCAGGGAUGAGCUGGAAGAGGGGCUGGGGAGCUGGGUCCCUCUCCUCCGUCUGGAGAGAGAGCACCAUGGCUGGAAUAGACGGUGGCAGCUUCGAGGAGGAGGAAGGUAGUGCCGAGUUCACAGCAGGCGUGUGAGGCCGGGAGGGCAGGGGCUGCAGUGGUGCUGGUCACAACACAGUCACAGACUUCCUGGCCCCUCAAAGCGGCUCUCAUAAGGCAGAGGGAGGUCUCUAGUGGUGUGUCCCAUGAUUCUGUGCUCAGUUUGGGCCUAUUCAGGAUUUUCAUCUGUAACAUCGAUGAAGACAUAUGUAACAAGCUGAUCAAAUUCUACACGAUAAGAAGCUAGACGGCGAAAUUAGCAGAAAGUCCUUGACAAACUAAAACAGUAGGACAAGACUGAUAAAGGGGUAAACUUGAGGCACCACAGGGAAACUGAAAAUAAAUUGCAUUCGAGUCCCUCAACUCACUUGCUAGAAAUUUGUCUGGGGCAUAUGCGCACACAUGCACACACAGGUGUAUGGGUGAGAAUGUCCACUGCAGCAUUGUCCUUAAUAGAAAGAGGAAAAAAAAGCACGUGGAAACUCGGCGACCCUCAGUAAACCCCUACUGUGUACCCCCUGAUCUGUGUGUGAUCACCUGAAAGGGGCUCCAAGACAUAAGUGAAAAAGUAAAGUGUAAAAACACGCGUAAGGGCAAUCUCAUUUGUAUUAAAAUACACGUGCAUAUUUAUUAUAUGCGUGUCGGUGCCCAUAAAAUGUCUAAAAUGACGUACAAGAGAACUACAGCUCUGCGGUCUCUAGACUGUAUUUUGUGCUUGAGCAAAUGUAACUGCCCAUCUCCACGAUGGGGAGACCAGGGUCUUUGGUUGAUGGUUACCUCAAGGCGAUGAACAAGGUGCUGCCUCAGGUCACGUUAAGAGAGGAAGAGCGUCCUGACCUCCUCCGCCCUGGUCACUCUGUGCAUGCCUGGGGCCCCUCCUUAGCUCUGAGGGCCACUCUGAGAGCACAUCGCACUGGAGCUCACCUGCCACACACAGGUGACCCGGAGGAGUGACAAGGACUGAGGUGGGCCACACAGAUGGUGGGGGCAGAGAGAGGCAGGGCCUUGGUGUCUGCUCCACAGUGACAGUCGUGGCCCUGGUGGGGGGCAGCCGGGAGCAGGGACGGUUGCUCUGAGCAAGUGUCCUCUGGCUCUCUGGGGGUGGAGGCAGCCUGAGGGUAGCAGCAGCUGUGCAGCAGGUAGCAGGGAAGUGGGUCAAACCCACUUGGUAGAGGAGGUGUUUGGUCAGAAAGACAAAUGGACUGAAUUUCACGUCUGGCAAACAUGGUAUACCAUGACAAGCUUUGGCAACGUUUAAGUAUUUUUGUCCAGUUUUUAGACCUAAGGGAGACGGUCUUCUAUGUUUUCUACUUUUCUCCCUUUUUAUUUCUAAUUUACUUUCAAACAAAUGUUCCCACCCUCUGCUUUAUGUAAUAAGAAAAAAUUGGCAAAACUAAAUAUUCCACAGCAGAGGAUUAUUGAAAUAAGCCACACUACCUGCAUGUGAUGGCAUGGGGCUCCGACGAGGGCAUUACAGAAAUGCAUCUACUCCUGUAGAAAAUCUCAGUGACUAAGGUGACUUUUCUUUUUUGUGGAACUGCAUUUCUUAAAAUUGUGUGUGCUAGCACUGAAUACUAGCUAUCAACUUUAUUGAUAGCAUAUGCGUAAGGUGUAAACCACAGCAAUAAAGCAAACACUCGUGUACCCACCACCCAGUCUAAAGGCAGGACCUCCCCAGUCCUCGGAACACCUCCCUCCCAAGGGCUUCUUCGUAAUUCUGUCUCCCUCCCGCUCACCUAUGCCCCAUAACCACUCUCCUGAUUUGUUUGUUUACCAUUCCCUUAAAAUGUGAACACAUGUAUUUGGUUCCUUAAUGUAUUGUCUGGGGUGCAUUUUUUAAAACUUUUUUUUAAAGAAUAGAACCAUAACUGUCUAGUUUCUUCUGUGACUUGCUUUUCUCCUACAGUAUGUUCCUAAGAUUCCUCUAUGUCAGUGUGCAUAGCUGUCAUUCAUUUACUUGUAAUUUUUUUUUAUCAGUUCUUCUGUCCGUGAUCCCAAGAAUAAUUUCCUGCUUUUGGCUAUUCUGAACAGUGCUGCUGUGACCGUUCUUAUAACUGUCUCCCAGUGCAAGGAGAUGCAUUUUUUCCAAUUCAUCAUUUUGACCAAAUUGCUACCAAGAUGGAUUUGUUUUUGAUGAAAUUGCUUCUCAUCAAAUUCCCUGGAACCCCACGGCAGUGCUGGGGGAGGAGGCCUGGGGCUGGGGGCGUGUCCGCAGCUUUGAGGGGAAGGAGAAACACCCUGACCUUGGGGCUGGUGGUCCCCCCAGUAAAGGUAGCUGGGAUCUGGGCCUGGGGACACAGCAUGGGGAGCCUUGGGGUUCCCGAUAUCCCCAAAUUUCCCCCUUCUCCUUGUGCUUCCACUUGCCAACUCCUGCCACCCGCUAACCACCCCCUCGCCUCUCCAGAGGCAUGUGCUUACCCUGCAGGAUUGGUCAGCUCUCCACUCCAAAAUCACUUGUGCUUUAACCCAAGGAUAGAGGUUGAGAGCGUGGGCGCUGGUGUCUUAGCCCUGUCCCUCACCCGCUGUGUACUUCACCUCUCUAAGCCUCAGUUUCCUCAUCUUUUUAAUGGGGACAAUUCCAGUACCUGCCUCCUGGGGUUGCUGUGAGGACUCAGGACACAAUACAGAUGCGGUACUCAGGGCCUUGCCUGGCACAUAGCAGCCCCGUAACACGUGGUGGCUGGUACCACUGCUGUGCCCUCUCCCCUUCCCCCACCACCCACUCAUUCACAGACUGACUGGGAGAGGCCUGAACCCUUCCCUUAGGGACCACCCCCGUCCCCUCCUGAAAGGUCAGAACUUUGACAAGAGGCUGAGCUUUCUCUUCUAGGUACCUGCAAACCUUAUGUCAUUUGAAUAAGUCUCUGCAGGACUUAGCGUGACUUCAGAGGCCUCUGGGAGCCGGCCUGGGACUGGUGGCGAAGCGCGUGUCCGGGGCACAGGCCUUUGGUGGGGUGCUGGGAGACUCAGAGCUGGACUCAAGGGGACACGGCCGAGGCCUCACAGUCCAGAGGGCUCCACCGGUGCGGGGGUCCGCCUGCCGAUGCCCAGCCACCCCCAUGACCCCCGUUCUGCAGCACCGCCUCACGGGUCCACGAUGGGUCCCCAGACUGUACAACCCAUCCUCCCUCCCUGGGCCCUCAUCCGUCCACCAGCUGCUGCUGCGACCAGAGAGCAUCCGUCCCACGCUGGGUCCCCAGUGCUUUCUCCUGCACAAAAGAGUGGACAGCGUCCCCCCGCGUGAGGGCUGGAGGGAAGGGACGGGCGGGGACUGGCUCCAGUGUGCCGGGUCGCUCGCCCACAGGGCUGCCUCAGAUUUUGUACAACCCCGAAGCGUCCUCUGCGUGUGCGUGCCGUGUCUGUGUGCGUGCAAGCGAGCGAGCGUGGACUCUCCGAGAAACAUGCAUUUUGGCACAAGACUCGUGACAUCACACACUUCAUUCUCUUUGAGGCCCUGCUUUAACCUUAAGCGAUAGGCUGGUCCACCGAGGAAGGUCAGAGUGAGAGCCCAGAUUCCUUCUGUGUUAAGGGUCCCUCGCAUUCUUUUACUGUAAACAAACAAUGCCUUAAAUUGUGUCUUGUUUUCUGUUCCUAUGGGUGCUAUUCAUCCGGAAGGCCUGCUCCCUGGGCCCCUGGGGCCCUCCCAGGCCUUGUUGCCGUCAGCUCUUCUGAGGCAGGACCCAGCUUCGGGACCGUGGACUGGGCCGGCACUGGCCUGCUUGCUUCCUCCCAGCCCCACUCCCGCAGGGUCUGAAGGCCCCGCUCUUCUCACCCCUCCCCCCGCCCCCGGGUCAGCAUGGGAAGUCGUGACGCUUUCUGCCAGCUUCUCGAGGCCGCCUGCGCGCACGGUGACCUGACCGGCUGCUCAGAAGCUACUUUGCACCAACCUCUCCCCGAGCAAGGCUUUUGCUCCCAUCCUCUCACCCCUUUGCCUCCACUGCCAGGGCAGGGCCACUGGGAUUCUUGAUUACACUGGGGAGCUGAGUGACACUGAGGCCUUAAGCUCCCCCAUUCUUGCCCCCAAACACAGUCACCAGCAAGUUCUCCAUCAUCCAAGUCCAAGGGCACAAUUGUUGACGACCAUGGUGACGAGAGCAAAGCCCUGGGGAGGGGACAGUCCGAGCUCUGCUUUCGGCUGAGAGCUCUUCAGGUGAACAAUGUCCUUCAUCUGUCACUCCUUGUCAUACUUUUAAGUGACUUUUAUUUUGCACAAAUACAUUUUUAUUUAAAGUAAUGAAUAAAAAUUAGCUUUAUUUAUGGUAGCUUUUAUCACCAUAGCUUCUCCCUUCAGCCCUUCCCCACCCUCUCUCCUUCCCUCCCCCUCCCUCUCUUUCCCCCUCUCUCUUUUUUUUUAAUCUGGGUGUCCUAAUUCUGAGAAGGAAACUCUUAAUGAUUUUCUGAAAGAGACUGAAUUUCUGGGUCCUUGUUGCUGUUGUGGUUUCAGAGCUCACACUGAUCAGACACCAAACGACUCUUAAGAGUUUCUGAGCAAGAUGCUUCAAAACAACAUCUUAACCAAUAAACUAUAAAAAUAGGUCGACUUAAGAACUACCAAAGGACCCACCACUGUAUUUUGAUCAAACGGUGACCACUUUUCUGAAAAUUCAGAUGAAUUGGUGAGGAAAGUAAUUGUCAUCAGGUCUUAUUUUGUGGUUGAGUCUUACUAUGCUCCGUAACUAACCCUCCUUCAGAGCAAAAUCUAGAAUACUUUCGUGCCAGGAGAAACUCCAGAUGGUGAAAUUGAGACCAGCAAACCUUGGUCAUCGGUGCUUUGCACACCCUCACGCAGCUGGGGUCGAAUGCAUGCACCUAAUCCAUACCAACCAACUGCUCAAAUUAGCAUCUGGAGGCCGAAUGAAUACAGCAGACACUCCAGACAUCUCUCACCAGAACCGUGCAGUGUUAACACUUUAACCUACAUUGAAAAUGAUUCUACCUGUUAAUUUUUUUUAAGUCUUAAGUUUGAAUGAAAUUGCCAGACUACUUUCCUUGAAUUUCUCUACUCUUCAGACUCUCCUGGCUUUUCUGACAUGAAAUUAUAGAAGCCAAUCCAAAAACCUCAAAAUUUCAGACUCACACUAAAUCAGGUACUUUCCUGCCCUUUACACAGUUUCCUUGUCUUUACAAAUGUUCUCCUCUGAGCCUAAUUUUGAAAUAGCACAAUUGCAAUUCUUUUCAAAGUGUCUGGUCUUCUCACUAAAAUUGAGAUUGAUCCCAUGUCCCCUCCCGGAAACAUUCCUAGCUUGGAUUCUCAUAGAACUGGUAAGAACCUUGAACUUACCAGAAGAGUCCUGCACAUGAGGCUGUAAGGCACUUGGCUCUCUCCCAGCAGGGGCUCAGGGCCAGGCAUGUGAGUUAAGUGCUGAUUGUCUUUCCAGUGUUGGUUUGUCCCUCAAGCUGCAGGUGAGGAGGCCUGCAAGCCAGGGACAGAGGGGGACAGGCACAAAACCCCAAAGGGGAAAGUCCCCGGGUAGAUUCUGGCCCUGGAAGGUAGCAUUUCUGGGUCUUGCUCUUUGACUAGCCAUGGUGCACAAAUGUCUGUGAAAACAUUGAAGGUGACGUGUCUUGCAUGCAUAUGUUGUAUCAUUUUUUGUUAAGCAAAGAGAUCAUGGCACCCCAGGAUGAAAGUUUUAGAAUGCUAUCUACAAACCGUGGAGUAGGUAGCAGGUAUCCUCAUGAUGCCGCCCACACAGCUCACUCCCCUCUCCCCGGGAGUAAUUUUCACCUCUCUCAGUCCAACACGUUUUGUAACGCAAGGUCAGCUAAGUGCAUUCUGACAACUGAAACUUCGUGGAGGAUAGAUUUGGUGGAAAGCAGUAGAAAUAUUGUUCUGAGCGUGCCCAGAGGGACAGUGUGGCCUCCCUUCCCUCCCUGAAGAAGCCUGCCCGUUCAUCACUCUGUCCCCUGUGGACCCUAAAGAGAAGACACUUGAAGGGAUUCUGCUUAUGAAAGAACCCGCUCUCUCUUGCCAACUGAGUUUAUAAAGUGUUUUUUAUUCUUACCAAUAUGGCCAGUAUUUCUUUCAUCGUCUUCCUCCCACCUCCCAAGCCCAAGAAGUGUAUCUUUUAGGAUGCCACUGUACAGGUGGAAAAAUGGUCCAUGGAAACAGGAAGUCAUUCGCAAGCAGGGUCUGCUUCCAUUCCACAGGCGGAGUCUAGAGCUCUGGAUCCACGUUACUGUUGCUUAGAACCAGGUGAACAUUGCUAAAAACACAACCUAACUUAUUUUUUGUGACUUUCAUGAAGCACUUUAAUCAGCCCCACAUUAUUCUGCCUGUUGGGUGACUUCAUGUUUUAAAAAGAAAAAAAAAAAACAAACUACAAGAGUCCCUCUGAAAUAACAGAUCCUCUGUGUGAAACCACCCAUUCAUCCAUUGAUUCUCAUCUCUUGUGAGUGCUUCCUGUGUGCCAGGCUCCACCCAGGAUAGAAAUGUCUGAGAACAAGACAAACCCAAGCCCUGCCCUCAUGGAGGUGACCCCUCAACGAACAAAUAACCUUCACCAUGCCAUUUCCUCUCUCCCAGCAAGACCCUGCCUCCCUCCUAGCACAGGGUAGAAACCAGGUGCGGAUUCCUCCAGAAAAGCCUUCAAAGAGCUCAACAGAUUGAAGAGUCCAGUUGCUGUCCCAGCGACUGGCUGGCACAGAGCAGCCAGGCACAGAGCUACGGCUGAACACAGUGAGGACUCCGAGGUGGAGCCGGAGGGUAGGGUCAGAAUGCUCACAGCAUUUACUUCAGAGGUUUUUUGGUUUUAAUUUCAAUGUUAAAGACAAGUACAGCAUGAGUGAGAGCUGCAUCUCCUUGGGUGUCGAGAACUCGUCCCAUGGACCACCUCGGCGCUGGUGUUGCACAAGUGUGUGUGCGCCACGGGCAGCCCCAAAACCCCUGCUCGCAGCAGCAGCGAUGGAUCGUCUGUCAGUUCUAUAACCACUCAUCUCUUUAUCCAUUUCUGAAUGACUGUGACCAUUCAAUAAUGAAACAAUAGUGGUUAAUUUAUUAGUAUGGUAUAAUCUUCAAUAAAUUCUGUGCCAAAAUGCAUGGUUUUCCACUUAGCAUUCAAAAUGUUGCAUAGAGAGUAGUUUUCAAUUUCUUAUGUAUUAUUCAAAGUAAGUUGAAAAUCAGUUUUUACAUUUUAAUUUGUCUCCUGUUCAAUCUGUCGCACUCUCCUGGGCUGUCUUUUUUCCCGGCAGACCCCCUGCAUGCAGUUGUGUAAGGACUUUCCCUAAUUCUUGUGAAUUGUCUCAUCCACAGUAACCACUGAACAUCAGCCCUCUGUGGGAUUCUUUAGAUUUUUGGUGAAGUAUUUUGUUACCUCAGUCUUGUAUCAAGUUGCUGUAUUUUUCAGCUUGUUACACUGAUAAUUGUUUCACUAAUUAAAUAGUUUAGUGUAAACAUUUUUGUUUACUUUGAAAUUAAAUGUGUUUUCCAAUGAAUAUUGCUCAAUUUAUUAAAGUCACGU